GCAGAGAGCAGGAGGCCACGCGACUGCUGAUGUCUCACGGCUACGUGGGCCCCGCCACCAGAUCGCCGCCACGGGAGUCACUCAAAGGCGAGCUGGAGCUGGUCGCGCUGCACGCCAAGCCCGCCCACGGCAUGGGCACGCUGGACGGGAACAGCUUGCUCUCGCCUGGCGAGUUCGGCCUCGCUCAGGACCAGGAGAUCGCCAGGUGGAACGCGAGCCCCCCGCCCGACCUGAAGAGGGCCGCCCCCGAGAUCUGCCGAUACACGCGGAGUGCUCAGCUGUGGGCGGACCUCUGGAACGCUGCCACGCCCAAUGACUUCGCCACGGCCCGCGUCAAAUCACAGGUCGAGCUGCUCAACCUGCUGGCCAGCGACGACGGGCUGGAGAUGAACCUAAGGAGGAUCGCGAGCUACGCGUGCGACAAGCGGACGGGCGACAAGUCGGGUGCCCAGAAGAUGCUCGCCAUUCCCCCUCCCGGGGCCGGGAUCGACCCGGCCCCGACCUGGCUCGUCACGGAGGCCACGGCCCACUCGAAGAUGGAGGAGGCCGCGGAGCUGCACGCGGCGGCGGAGGAGCUGCUGGACGAGGGCCGGAACGAGGAGGGCAUGGUGGAGGACCCGAGGGAGCAGCUGACAGAGGUGGCGGCGCAGGCGCCGCCCGUGGCGGCUCGCCCCUUGGAUGCCGAGUUCUUCCAGAAGCUGCCGGCGAUAGAAGACGCCCCGUGCCCAGCACCUCCACCAGCACGACCUCUUCAGCGGGGCGGCGGCCUCAGCGGCCGCCUCCGCACCCGCGUGGCACGACGCAUGCGGGCGCGGCGACGGGCAGCAGGCAUGGUUGACUUGAUCAACGGCCUAGACUCGGGCCACCUUCGGACGGCGUCGACGAGCCGCACCGCCAGGACAUCUAUCACGACGAGAGCGGCUUGGAGGAGCGCGCACGCCUUCAUGCAGAAGGAGGCGGCCAGCUUCGAGCGCGACUGCCGGGGCCUCCGCCUGACAGGCGGCCCACCCGACGGACACGUGCAGGAGGUCGCUGGCCCUGAGAGCUACAGCCGAGCUCCAGGGGCCAUGCGGGUCACCAAUGUACCGAUGCGACCUCUUGACAGUGACGAACCGAAAGACGACUCCAUUGUGGACAUGCUCUCGACGCAUCCGGAGCACGAGAGGCGCUUCUACGAGCACGAGGCCAACGCGGUCUCCUACGCGGGCAAGGCCGACGCCGUGCUCUACGAGCUGGAGGACCAGCACGCUUUCGCGAACGGCACGGAGGAAGACUACGCUACCCACCUGCGCCGCGAGGACCUUCCCAGGGGGAUGUGGUCGUUCGCCCCCGCCCCACGGGCAAUUGCGUUCGUGGGUCUUAGCACCGCACCCGAGAAGGACCCUACGAAACAGCGCAAGGUGUUGAUGAACGCCCCCGCCAACUACACGUGGAUCGACCCCAAGGAGCGGGCCGGCCACGGCCUGGUGGGAGGAGAGGCGCUGGCACGGGCGGCGGCACCCGCGGACCACUGGGAGACCGCUGCGUUUGACGAGAACAACGCGUUCCCCAGGAUCCGCGCCCCGCAGUGGCACGCUCAACGGCAGGUGCGGCAGGAGGUCACGGAGCAGGGGUGGGUGGCACCACUGCACCACCGCCCGGCCACUGGCGGCUCCCACUCCGCGCACAUCCUGAUGUCCAUCAACCUCACCACGGCGGGCCGGGCGCUCAUGGGGGCGGGCGCUCGGCUGGCGCAGGACCGCGGCGACCCUCGGGCAACCCAGCCUGGACGAGCGCGGCCUGCGGAGGGCGACCCAGGGGACCCGAGCAUGGAUGGCAAGGACUGCGCGCAGCAGAACGAUGCGGCCGAGUCGAUGGGCGCAGGGCAGUCCGGCUACACGGCGGCCAGCUGGUCCCGAGCCGCCCGCGAGGCUAGGCGUCACCACGGCCGCGCGUUCGCGGCCAUGCACCUUUUCGCCGGCGAGCGGCGGAGCGACGACGCGCAAGCGCAGCUGGAGCCACGCUGCGAAGGAGCUGGCAUGGAGCUGCUGAUCCUCUCCGCGGACCUCGCCAAGGAUGCGGCCUGGGACCUGACCAUGCCCGACGCGCUCGGCGAGCUGAUGAGCUCGCGCAAGGGGGGCUUCAUCGACGUGGUCCUGGGCGGCCCUCCGUGCUCAACAUUCUCACGAAUGCGCCGCAGCCGCCCAGGACAAGGGCCCAGACCUAAGCGUCACCGCGGCCACUGGGUUUGGGGCCGACCCGGCCUCAGGCCGCGGGGGCAGCGCCAUAUCCUCGAGGCCAACGUGCCCGCUGUGAACCUCAUGGCCACGUGCGAGGCGGUCAUCGUGAACGGGGGCUGCCACCUCGUGGAGAACCGGGAGGACCCGGGGGUUUUCCCCUUCCCCUCGCUGUGGGACACGCCGGAGAUGAGGGCGCUGGAGGAGCGGGCGGGGGCCACCCGAGCCGUGUUCGACCAGUGCCAGUUCGGCGGUCUGGCCAAGAAGGCCACCUGCACGUCCGGCACGCCGCGAGGCCUGGACGGCUUGAACGGCGAGAGGUGCGCAGGUGGUCAUGCGCGCGCUCGGUCCGACGGAAAGGAUAGCCUCGGCGAUUUCAACGCGAGCCGGCCGCAGACGCACCCUGGCAAGCCCUGCGACAAGUUAGCCCCCAUGGUGUUCCACGCGCUGCAAGGGUUCCACGCCGAGAACGCCGGGCCCACUAGUGGCCAGGUCCCUGAGGGCGCCAGACCCAGGGUUUCAGCCUGGGUUGAGCGGUGCCCGCUACAUCGGUCGGUGGCCCUUCGGAAUGAAGACGCAGCACGAGGACGAGGGCUGGUUUUACGUCAGCGGCAGCUGGGUUUCUACCUGCACGUGGACGACGGCGCGCGCACGGGCUCGGGCGAACACCCCGGGGCCGCGGACAGCCUGAUGGAGCAGCUCGCCGACGAGCUGGAAGCAAUGGGUUUCGGCGUGGACGACCGCGCCCCAGCGGAGGAGCUGACGAAGGUCGCGGGCUACGAGGUGGUUCAGCGACCGCCAGUCGGAGGCCGCCUAGCGCCGCUGGCAAACACGUUCUUCGCCACGGACGCCAUGAGGGCCUCGGAGCUCGACAACGGCGGGCACGGCAUCGCAGCGGGGAAUGUCUCCAACAAAGUGAAGUUCGAGUCGGUAGAUGCUGGAGUGGCCGCGGGCUUCACCGUGGCCAAGCUGGACGGCAGCUUCGCGAGUUCGAAGGGCCCCGAGAAGGCGAUCAGGCGUACCGUACCGUUCACCAAGUUGCCUCAGGAGUUGUUCAACGGACAGGUUGACAAAAAGGUGGUGGAGCACGGCCGCUGGGCCCGCGCGGACCACAUCACCUUGGGGGAAGGCCGAGCAGCGGUGAGGCCGGCGCGCAGGAUGGCCCUCACACCCCAGAUGCACACGUCAGUGAUCCUCUCGCUGCAGGGCAACAGGCCCGUGGCAGGGGCCAGGAUGAAGGGGCGUUCGCCGGCUUUCGAGAUGAGCAGGGAGCGGAGCGGAGUGACGGGACCACGUCGCCUCGAUCCGCAUGCAACUAGCAAGAUCACCCCAGCGAUGCUCGCCAGGCACCGAGCCGCUGGGACUACAUGCUCCACGUGGCUGGAAGAGUGCAACUUCCAGCCCGACUGCGCUGAGGCCUGGGACAAGCUGCUUGUGGAGUUCAAGAACGAAGCAGGCCUCUCGCGCAGCCACUUCACGCAUCUGCUGGCGAGCGUGGAGUUCUGUUUUCCCAGAUUCAAGGGACGCCUACACUGGGCAAGGGCCGUGCCGGCGGGCUGGGCUGUGAAUACACAGACAAAGCAUAAGGUGCCGCUCGGCCGUGGGCCCGCUGCGCUCAUUGGGGCAGAGACCAUGGUGGGGAGCUCGGGCGUGACCGCGGGGUGGACGCCCCACCCUCCCCGUGCGGGAUGCGCUUCUGACCCCGCGGCGGACGGGGCGUCCUUCACCGAGACCAAGGAGACAGGCAGGUGGAUCCCAGAGAGCCCCACCAGGGUCUACAUUGACGCGGUCGCCGCCAGCGACAUCAUCACCAGGUGCACGAGCGCAGGGCUGUCGCAG
Messenger RNA from Prorocentrum cordatum, 4055 nucleotides. Lineage: Eukaryota; Dinophyceae; Prorocentrales; Prorocentraceae. The record is from the annotation of a GenBank genome assembly.